Messenger RNA from Meleagris gallopavo (turkey), 5214 nucleotides. The record is from RefSeq and is a predicted model, not a curated record. Lineage: Eukaryota; Metazoa; Chordata; Aves; Galliformes; Phasianidae.
GGUCUUGGGAGCUGUGCAAGUGAUGUUGAAGAUCUUGUUUUCACUUAUUUCUUUUAAUGACCUUGAAAGACACAAUCUAUUCCCAAAUUAAAAAAUAAAUAUGGAAUGAAAAUAAGAAGUAAAAUUGAUCAUUUAUUAAAUAAAAACCAUCUUAUAUCUAGUUGUAUUUUCUAAAUUAUAGCCAUAAGAGCACUGAAGCAAUUUAAAGGCAGGAGUAAUUCUUCUAGCAAGAGAGAAGUUGAUGACAGAGGGAAGGAAAAGAAAGAUUUGGAACAUCCAAGAAUAAAGAAGAAUCGCCAGUUUCCAAAAAUAUGGCUGACAAAAUACUCCUGGUUAAAAUAUGAUGAUGAAAGGGGAAUAAUGUUCUGUGCGUUGUGUCGCAAGCAUAAUGUGGACUUGGGGGAAAGCAUUCAUAAUUUUUGUUCUGGCACUGAUGACUUCAAACUGGAAUUUAUAAAUAUACACCAAAACAGCGAAGCUCAUGCUUGGGCUACCUGCAUGGAAGCUGCCAGUACUGCUUCACCAAAUACAGUUUCUGCUGAGCAGAUGUUGAAGAGUAUGAACUCUGUAACAAUAGGAAGAGUAGAAAGUACUUUUAGAACAUGCCACGCAAUUGCUAAAUCUGGUUGGCCCUUUACAGAUCCAGACUGGAUUUGUAAACUAGAUGAUGCAAAAGGAACAGACAUUGGUUCUGUAUUCAGAAAUGAUAAGUCAGCAAGAAUCUUUAUACAUUUUAUGGCUGAAGUAGAAAGAAAAUCUCUAAAAGAGAAACUGGAGAAUUGUAAAUACUUUUCUCUUAUUAGUGAUGAAUUCACAGAUAGUAUAUUCAAAUCAGCUGUGGUUGUCUAUGUGCGCUUUGCAAAUGAAGGAAAAGUUCACUGCCAGAUUGUUGGGGUUCAACCUGUUCAAAAAAAUGAUGCUUCAACUAUAAAAAGUGCAAUUGAGGAAACAUUUCAAAUAAAUCUUCAACUUAGCUUGGCAAGUCAAGACUGCUCAAGAAAAUUAGUCGGAUUUGGAAGCGAUGGGACUGGUCAAAAUGAUGGAGUAGCUAAUCUCGUGAGGGAAAUUCAACCUUGUGUACAGUCUGUGCAUUGUUUUGCUCACCGCCUAAGGCUGGCUUACAAGGGAGCACUGGAAAACGUUCAGCUAUACGGUAUCUUAACCAGUGGCUUGAGAAAUAUGUACUACUUUUAUCAUAACUCUCCUCUAAAUAAGAAUAAUCUCAAAGCUAUAUAUGAAGCCAUCAAGUUAUAUCCAGCUAUUCCAUUUCGCAUUGGAGGCUCCCAGUGGCUUCCUCGCCUACAGACAGCUCUACAGAUUCUCCUUAAAGGUUAUCCUGCAUUGGUUCUACAUCUGAAUAAGAUUGAAGGAGAUUCAAGGACUUCGAAUAGGCAGAAAGUCAAAGGCCUAUUGUAUCUCCUUCUGAAAAUUGAGGUAGUCAAGUUUUCCCAUUUCUUACUGGAUGUCAUCAAUGUCCUCAACAUUCUGUUGCGUGUUACUCUGGAUCACAAUUCCUCCAUUGCAGAUAUAUUUGCAACCUUGCAGUCAACUGUGGAAAUACUCCAAAUGUAUCAAACAAGAGCUGGUCCAAAGGAGCGCUUGAUAGAGACCGUUCAGUAUUUUCAUGGUCACCAGCUUGUUGGAAAUGGAAAUAUUUCAGCAGUACGAACCAAAGUACUAAGUGAUUUGCUGAAGAGGUUAAGUGAUUGUUUCUGUGAUGCUAAUCAAGAUGUCUUGAAAGCAACUUUUAUUGGAAGUUUUAAACUAUGGCCUGAUAAAAUGAAACAAGAAUUUGGUGAAAAGGAAGUAUCUGUCUUGAGUAAACAUUAUGAAGCCAUACUAGAAGCUGCUAGUGUGAAGAUCAGUGAAGUUGGAACUGAAUGGAGCAUGCUGAAAUUAGAGCUUUAUAACAGAUUUCAGAACAUCCAGACCUUGACAUGGGAUUCGGUGAAUGCACAUUAUUCAAAGAAGUAUCCCAAUAUCCUGGCUUUGGUAGAUCUGAUCCUAACUCCGCCAGCAAGCUCAGCUGAAACAGAGCAAGGCUUCAGUCAAAUGAAAUUCGUCAUGAUGCAUUUGCACUCUAAACUUAUGUUUGAAAAUGUGAUGACAGAUCUUAUGACAAUCCAGAUGAAUUCUCCGGAUAUCAAAAAAUUUGACCUCUGAGAAGCUAUCAUUUGUGGAAUAUUAUUUGGCAGAAAAAUAGUACACUACAGGCAAAUGAUAUGAUGAUAAAUGAAAGAUCAGUUUGUUCCUCUGAGUUUGAUUUGGAGACUCAGAGUGAAAAUGAUUAGAUGUUUUCUUCAAAAUAAUUCUUGUAACAUCUAUAAACAAUUUACCAAUAUAUCUUGCAAGAUUAAUGACUGGAAUAUUUCUAUCUUUUCCAUAAAGUACUACGGUUUUUUAAAAUAGCUUUUCUUUCUGUGUGCUGUUGAAUCACUGGUAGCUUUUUAUACUUGUCCUUUUCUAGAUUUCUUACAAAUCUGAAGGUAAUGAACGAAAAAUAUGCAGUACUUUGUGACUGUGUCUACACCGGAGCAGAGGGAUGAGUCAUAACUACCUGAUUCUUUGUUGUAUUUAAUCCAAGCCACUGAUACAUUAUAUCCACUUAAGUUAACCCUUAUCUUUAAUAAUUCAGGAAACUUUACUCAUUCUGAAAGCUAUGAGUUUCUUUUGAUAAAUUUGUGGGAAAUCAGUGCAUGAUUGUUGUCAAAUGAUUGCUUGGCAUCCUUAGCCUCUGAGUUAAGAGUAAUGACUUCUCUCCAUAUCUGUAUGCAUUACUACUUCUAAAUCUCUUAGGAAUAGAGGUUAACAUGACAUUUCAAGUUUCUUGUCAGACUUGUCCUUCAGAAAAUCUUCCUACAUAGUACGAGGUACUAUAAAGAAAAGACUUACGUAGUUCUGCAAUCCACUGCUGAUAAUUAAUUGCGUAAAUCAGACUUCCCAUAACACAUGCUCUUGCAACCAGGAUAUGACUAGUGUACUUCAUAGCUUAAACUAUUUAAUUUUCAUGUAAAAAUAUUUCAGUGAGGACUGCAAUAAGAAUGCUGUAUCUUUCUAACAUUGGAGUUGAGGAUGAUUGCUAUUCAGAGAAUUUUGUGGUGUCAUAAUUUGCUACUAUCUUCAUGUUCUGAAUGAAACUUUCUGCUAAGUUCCAGUCAUUGAAAAGCAUCCCAGAAGAAUAUGUUCAAAGAAAACUAGUAAGAAAGUGUUAAAGGCUUUUCUUAGUUAUGCCAAAACUGAUGAAGAUGAACUAAAAAUAAUUUGGGGUAAAUAAAUUUGAAGUCAUUGACCAAUCAGUGCUUUUCUAAGCUGGAUUAACACUCUGCUUUUGAUAUAAGAAGUCUAGUAAUUGCAGAAGGUGUGUUACUUAUAUAUAACUUUUCUAUUUUUGAAUAUAUAUUCAUGCUACUUCUAGGUGUAAGUAGUUGUGUAUGUCAGAAACAGAAUGUGUUUGAAUGCAUACCUCAUUAAAAUAUCUUAAUCCACACAAGUAGAAUUAACUUUCAGUUACUGAACAAAAUAUCUGUACUAUGCAUUAUAUGGUACAUUAUAAAAGAUCAUUAUAAAAGAAAUAUGUGCAUUUGUGAUUUCUCAGAUAACAAAAAUGUUCUUAUAUAUUUUAUCUAAUAAGCAACAGGAUAUAUAAGAUAUUAUAGGGAGUGUCUUAUUAGAUGUAUUGCAUAGCUGUUUCUAAGGAUUUUCUCUUUAAAUUUCAUAAUGCCAGAUUUUUUCCUUUGAAGUUUCACAUGGAAAAGUUCUAGGUAUGAUGAGAAUGGAAAAUGUUUGGAAAUAUUACCUAGAAAGUCCGAGAGCAGAAGACAAAAUCUGAAGUAACAAAUAAAAGUAAAUGUUGAAUCUAUAAUUCUGAAGACACUUUUGUGAUGCUUGAGUGCAACAUCACAAUUUUUGGUGUUAGGAUCGAAUAUAAUGGGUAAACUGCCCUUGCCGAUGAAAUCUUAGUAUCACAAGAAGUAGUUGGAAAAGAUGCUGAAAGACUUGGAGUGAAAUAGGACCAAGACAGACAACCUGUCGUCAAUAUUUGCCUCUCUUCAUAGGUUUGUUAAAAUAGUCUCUUGCUUUCUUAUAACUGAAAUAUUUUUGCUAAAGAUAAAAAUGAUCUGCUAUCAUCCUUUCUGAUUUUACCUACGGAGAAGAGUUUAUUACUGUGUUGUCUGUAAUGCUUUGUUUUAAUUGAAUAACUACUGUUAUUUUCUCAUGGCCUUCCAUUUCUAGAAAAUGAAAUUUCUAAAUGAAAUUUCUGCUUUCUAGCAGAAGUCUUUUAAUAUUGUCUCUCCUUUUUAUAACUCUGUGAUGAUUCUUGCUUAGUUUACAUACAUCCUUCAAGAUCUCCAGAUUCCAAGAUUGUCUGUCAACAAAAACCUUAAGACUGCAAAGAUUUUUUCAGAUUUCUUCUCAUAUACUUUUUGAUGAUAUUGUAAUCAACUAAAAUCCCUAAAGCCUUUCUACAGAACUGUUACUUUGUAGUAUGACUCCCUCUGUGACAUUUAUGCAGUGCAUUAUUUCAGUGCAGUGUAGCACUUAACAUUUAUUCUAAUUGGAUGUGUUCUUUUCAUCCCAGGCUUUACCUCGAAUGUGUAAAGUUCAUUUUGAAUUCUAAUUCUGCACUCCAAAGUACUUGAUGUCCUUUCAAGAUUGAUUUUAUCUGCAAUAUAAUAAACAUAAUAAUUUUUGCAGUCUGUUUCUUCAGUGCACUUUGGUUUGCUUCCAGUUGUAUUUAAUUACUGAUCUUCUCAAACCUUAAGUUUUUCUAAAGCUUAUUGAAUACGAAUUUCUCUUCCAUAAUGUUUUCUAUCCUUUUUUGUUAAGAAUAUCAACAUAUUGAAUAAGUUUGUUUUCUAUUUAGUCACUUAUGUCAUUCAGCAAAGAUCUGUUGUUCUUUCCUUUUGGAAUUAAUGAGAAGAUACUGUAAAGAGCAUACAUGUUUUGAAACCAUUAUUGUUAAAUGGACAAAGAAGAUUCUGGAAUUGUUUUCUCAUUCUACCCGGAGGACAUUAUUUCCUCCUACCACUUGCAGAGCCCCAUUUGGGGAUGACAGUCUUCUUUCUCAGCACCAUCUGUGCAGCUACCCACUCACAUCUCACCAUGACUGUAGAGCAGCUCUGUGGCAUUAGCAACCUAUGAAGAAUACUGACUAAUUGUCUUUUGUCUUGUAAUAUGAUCUUUUUAAAAAGUUUUGUCCAGUAUAAUAUAGAA